CUCGGCCCGGGAGGAAGUUCUGCCGGGCGCUCUCGGCUGGUGCCUCCCUCGCUGUAUUGUUGAACAGGAAACCGGGCUGCGCGGGAGCUGGGCGGUGGAGGAGGGAGCGCCGGCCGCCGAAACCACGCGUGCCUGCCGGGACAAGUGGAGGCGAAGCCAGUGAUCGGACGCCCCGAGCUCCUGCUCACGGAGGUCUCUCCUGCUUAGCCCUUGGAAGCCCCGCCCAAGGAGAUGGCAGGGGCCUAAUCUGCAUCCAUCCGCUGACUCGGCCGGUCCUGCCCAUGGGCCCGCAGAGACCUGCCCUGCCAACGGAAACGCCAGGGCCGCGAUGGCGGCGGACGUCGAGGGGGACGUGUACGUGCUGGUGGAGCAUCCCUUCGAGUACACGGGCAAGGACGGGCGCCGCGUCGCCAUCCAGCCCAAUGAGCGCUACCGGCUGCUGCGCCGAAGCACGGAGCACUGGUGGCACGUUCGGCGCGAGCCCGGCGGCCGCCCCUUCUACCUGCCCGCGCAGUAUGUGCGCGAGCUGCCGGCUCUCGGGGACCUGGCCACCACCUCCACGCCGCCCGCGCUCCGCCCGGGCCCCGCGGCCCCGGAACCGCUAGCCUACGACUACCGCUUCGUGAGCGCGCCGGCGUCCGCGGGCCCCGACGGCACGCUCGCCGAGCCCCGGGGCCGCGUGGGCUCCCUGUGCGGCCCUGCGCGCCGCGGCGCCGCGACCCAGCGCGGCAGCCUGGCGCCGGGCCUGCCCACCUGCUUAUACACGCGGCCCGCGGCGCCCGUGCGGCCCGCGCAGUCCCUGGACGACCUGGCGCGCGCCGCCGUCGCGCCCCCUGCCGGCCUCCUCGGGAGCGCGGGCAGCUUCAAGGCCUGCAGCGUGGCGGGCUCGUGGGUGUGCCCGCGACCCCUGGCGCGCAGCGACUCCGAGAACGUCUACGAGGCCAUCCAGGACGUGCGCGGCCCGCCGCGGGAGGAGCGCCCGCAGCAGGUGGACGACUCCUCGGAGCCCGUGUACGCGAACGUAGAGAGGCAGCCGUCGGCCCCUUCGCCCGGCGCUACCGCGGCCCCCCGCCGCGAGUCGUGGGAGACGCACACCGACGCGGGCACCGGGCGUCCCUACUACUACAACCCGGACACAGGCGUGACCACCUGGGAGUCGCCCUUCGAGGCUGCUGAGGGCGCCUCCAGCCCGGCCACCUCCCCAACCUCGGUGGGCAGCCGCGAGAGCCUCGAGACCGACUGGGGCCAAUAUUGGGAUGAGGAGAGCCGCAGGGUGUUCUUCUACAACCCGCUGACGGGCGAGGCCGUCUGGGAGGACGAGCCGGACGACGAGCCCGAGGACGACCUGGAGAUGCAGCCAGGCCUGAGCCCGCUCAGCCCCAGGGACCAGCGGCCCCCUACCCCUGAGACGGACUACCCCGAGUCGCUGACCAGUUACCCCGAGGAGGACUAUUCCCCCGUGGGCUCUUUCAGCGAGCCUCGGUCCGUCUCUCCCUUGGCCACGCCCCCCGGCUGGUCUUGCCACGUGAACUCCGAGGGGCAGACGCUCUACACCAACCAGUUCACCCAGGAGCAGUGGGUGAGGUUGGAGGACGAACACGGGAAGCCCUACUUCUACAAUCCAGAUGACACCUCCGUUCAGUGGGAGCUGCCCCAGGUUCCUGUCCCUGCCCCUCGAAGCAUCUGCAGAUCCAGCCAGGAGAGUGAGGCCCCAGCCCCGGCCAGCCCCCCUGAGGAGAAGAUCAAGACCCUGGACAAGGCCGGCGUGCUCCAUCGCACCAAGACCGUAGACAAAGGAAAGCGGCUCCGGAAGAAGCACUGGAGUACCUCCUGGACCGUGCUGGAGGGCGGCGUCCUGACAUUCUUCAAGGACUCCAAGGCCUCAGCUGCAGGCGGCCUGAGGCAGCCUCCCAAGCUCUCCACCCCCGAGUACACAGUGGAUCUGAGGGGGGCCUCUCUCUCCUGGGCCCCCAAAGACAAAUCUAGCAGGAAGAAUGUGCUGGAGCUGCGGAGCCGAGAUGGCUCAGAGUACCUGAUCCAGCACGACUCGGAGGCCAUCAUCAGCACCUGGCACAAGGCCAUUGGCGACGGCAUCCAGGAGCUGUCUGCAGACUUGCCCCCGGAGGAGGAAAGCGAGAGCAGCAUCGCGGACUUCGGGUCCAGGGAGCGCCUGGGAAGCUGGUGGGAGGGUGAGGCGCGGCCCACUGCACGCGCAGCCACCCCGGAGGGCGACUUGAGCAAGGUCCGGCACAAGCUCCGCAAGUUCCUGCUGAAGCGGCCCACACUGCAGUCGCUGCGGGAGAAGGGCUACAUCAAGGACCAGGUGUUCGGCUGCGCGCUGGCCGCGCUGUGUGAGCGCGAGAGGAGCCCGGUGCCGCGCUUCGUGCAGCAGUGCAUCCGCACGGUCGAGGCCCGGGGGCUGGACAUCGACGGCCUGUACCGAAUCAGUGGAAACCUGGCCACCAUCCAGAAGCUGCGCUAUAAGGUGGACCACGACGAGCACCUCGACCUGGAGGACGGGCGCUGGGAGGACGUCCACGUGAUCACCGGCGCCCUGAAGCUCUUCUUCCGAGAGCUGCCGGAGCCCCUCUUUCCCUUCUCGCACUUCCGCCAGUUCAUCGCUGCCAUCAAGCUGCAGGACCAGGCCCAGCGCAGCCGCUUAGUGCGGGACCUGGUGCGCACGCUGCCCGCCCCCAACCACGACACGCUGCGGCUGCUCUUUCAGCACCUGUGCCGGGUGAUCGAGCAUGGCGAUCAGAACCGCAUGUCGGUGCAGAGCGUGGCCAUAGUGUUCGGGCCCACGCUGCUGAGGCCCGAGACCGAGGAAACCAGCAUGCCCAUGACCAUGGUGUUCCAGAAUCAGGUGGUGGAGCUCAUCCUGCAGCGGUGUUCAGACAUCUUCCCGCCGCACUGACAGCCGGCCCGCCGUCGCUCCCGCCGCUGGCGCUGCGGACCUGGGACUGGGGGCCGCCACAGCGGUCCCACCCUAGAAGCCGGACGGUUGCAGGCCGCCUGGCUGAACUCAUCCGUGAGACCCCCCGCCUCCCACGGGUCCGCAGGCAGAUGUGAAAUCUGCACCGCUGGGUGCAGGGUGGUGACCCCUGGUGGGCAGUUUGCAAAAUGUGAUUUUUUUUUCCCCCCUGACCUGUCCUGUUUGGGGCUUCUUUGGGUUGAGUUCUUUAUCACAUAGUCACCUACUCUGUGUGUGUGUGUGUGUGUAUGUGUGUGUGUGUGUGUGUGUGUGUGUGAGAGAGAGAGAGAGAGAGAGAGAGAGAAUAUGUGGGGGUGAGAGUUUGUUUUCCCAGAUGGUCCAUGCCCGGAGGAGGAGUUGGAGUGAGGGACUUCUCAGUUUCUUGGGGCUUGCACCUGCUCAGGCCUUCAAGUUCACCCUCCCAGUGGGGCCGCCGCCCUGUAUGGGUCAGGAAGCAGCACGCUUCUUCCUUCCUUCUCUGCUGCCCUGCUUUGCCUCGGGCGCAGCUCCUGCCUGACUCUCAGUGGCUGACUGUGGGCCACGGUGCGCUUCCCUGUUUCAGGCCUCCGCCCUCCCUUGAUUCACUGUGUCCGGAGCCAGGGUUCUUCAUCUUCACGAAGCAUGUACCCGGCGCUGGCCACUUGCCAUGCACCAUUCCCACGCACAGUCCUGUUUCACAAAUGAAGAAACUGAGGCAGAGGCAAAGUGACUUGUUCCGGGUCCCGCGGGUGAUCGGCCAGACUGCCCAGCUCAGGCUCCUGGGAGGCCCUUUCAACUCUCCCUCUCCUCCAAGCCCCAUCAUGGGCUUAUGGGGAAAGCAAAAGAACUGAAAGUAGGUUCUAUCUGGGCCUGGGGAGAUCUUGAGGGCAGAAGGAAACCCGCCUCAGCUGGGGGGAGGGGAGGUAGCCCUGUCAGCGGCCCUCAGCCCCUCUCAGCACCCCUCCCUGGCCCCCACCUGGUCAUAAAGAGCUGGGGGAGGCCUACAGGGUGGGGGGAAGGAGGGUACAACCUCUGGGAAGGAGGUGUGCACCCCAGAGCAGCAAUGCCCUCUCCCUCUAUGGGUCUCGGCCCCGCUGCCCCAGCUCUGCUCAUUUCUUCUACAAGCAAUAAGCACUGAUAUUUAUUGACAUUUGCGCCACGCCAAGCAUUUCACUUGGAUCAUCUCAGUUUCUCACAGUCAAUAUUUAUUAUCUGCUCCUCCGUGCGGGACGCCGGGCGCUGGGGCGGGGGGGCCACACACGCCACCUCUCUGGUCCCAGCACCUGGUCCGUGGCUGACACAAGCUCCCCCCACCACGUGCCCUCAGGGCCAGGACAAGAAUGCCAAUGGAGGCCUCACACCAGGUGUCGAAAUAUUGUAAAGUUCCAAGUCAAGAUAUAAGUAUUCAAUAAAAAUAUGUUCUAUUCUCCUACUUUGGCAAAUACACGUUCAUACUGACCCACAGGACCAGGUUCUGCUUUAAA
Molecule: messenger RNA, 4434 nt
Organism: Hyaena hyaena (striped hyena)
Lineage: Eukaryota; Metazoa; Chordata; Mammalia; Carnivora; Hyaenidae
Gene: ARHGAP27
Product: Rho GTPase activating protein 27
Exons: 18
Coding region: 329-2914 (861 amino acids)
Biological process (GO): regulation of GTPase activity; signal transduction
Cellular component (GO): cytoplasm
Molecular function (GO): protein binding
Source: RefSeq, a predicted model, not a curated record